CAGCAUAUUAUCAACGAUGUUUAUCAAAAUAAUUUAAACAUCGGUAAUAUUCAGGGCAUAUCCAGCUAUAAAGAUAAUUUACAAAUCGACCAAUACAGCUAUGACCAGAUUUCUCAUUACAUGUGUGACCGUGCUAUGGACCGUGACCGUUCAAGGUCAAAUGUGUCCUUCACCAUGUUACUGUCGACCUCCAGGUCAAGUGUUCUGUAACGGAACAGGAAUAUCCAAGAUCCCGGGAAAUAUUCCAAUAGACACCCGUAUUCUCUACAUUGGCGAUAACCCAAUCCAUCAGAUUAAAAGAAAUUCAUUUACAAAACUUAUCAACCUGACGGCACUCGAUGCAUCAGGAGCGCCCUUGAAGGAGGGGUCAAUUGAAGCAGGUGCACUUGACCUUCCGAGUCUGGCCGAUGUGGAUUUGUCAAGGACAGAUUAUACCACUAUUCCAAAAGAGCUUCCCAAGAAGCUGGUCACAUACAGAAUGUAUUACGGAAAGCUGAAAACGCUUCAGACAGACAGCUUUGUGUCCUACCCAAUGAUCGUGUACCUUGACCUUUCAAAUAAUAACAUUUUUAAAAUCCAACCCGGAACUUUUGAUCCCCUGAUCAACUUGACAACACUGUACAUCGGCUUCAACAAACUGACAGAUGCAAGUUUUCCACCGAAAGUGUUUUCUAAAUGUAGAAGUAUACAAUCCAUUGAUUUCCGAUUCAACCAAAUGCAAAGUGUUCUUCGGGAUAUUCCUGUCGGCAUCCAGCACCUCUGUUACGUGGGCAAUCAGAUUAAAACCUUACAUUCCUACGCAUUCAAAGACUAUCCCGAUCUCCAAACCCUGGCAUUCUGGCAGGGCGCCGUGGAAACCAUAGAAGACAACGCCUUCUUUGGACUGGAACAACUCACUCUGUUAGACUUUAUGCAGGAUCACAUAAAAUCUACAUUGACCAACAACACAUUUAUCGGCCUCUCUCAUGUGGACACACUAUAUCUAGAUCUUAACAAUAUCAGUAAAAUCGAGCUGGGGGCUUUUUAUCCCCUUAAGAACGUCGGGUCUCUGUGGCUACAGAGCAAUAUGUUGACCACAUUAAACCCGGGGGCCCUCGACUCGAAAUAUCUCACCAAAUUGAAUUCUCUUUUUAUUGACUCUAAUCCGUGGUACUGUGACUGCAACUUAAGGUGGCUCAGGGAGAAAAUGGAUACUUCCCCUAACCUGAUUCAAGAUCCGCACCUUAUCGUGUGUAGCGGACCGCCCGCAGUAGGUGGAAAGGCAUGGGAUGUGCUUAAACCCACUGACUUUGUGUGCAAUUAAUGAA
Molecule: messenger RNA, 1307 nt
Organism: Saccostrea cuccullata (small rock oyster)
Lineage: Eukaryota; Metazoa; Mollusca; Bivalvia; Ostreida; Ostreidae
Product: slit homolog 3 protein-like
Exons: 2
Coding region: 101-1303 (400 amino acids)
Molecular function (GO): protein binding
Source: RefSeq, a predicted model, not a curated record